CUCAACAAUACUUAACCUUGCCUUCACAUCUGUGCCUCGUUGCUUCCCUGACAUCAACUUCCAUUAUCACUUCAAGUGUCGCGACCAUGCCGAGCACACGAUCAUCAGCACGCUCGCAAGAGGGCGGCAAUGCCAGUCCCAAAUCUGACUCCAGCGUGUCUGGCACAAAGCGCAAGGUCGAUGAAGUCACCAGCCCGACAGCGACCAAAGCCAAGCGUGAUACAGGUGCCAAGAAACAGAAGACUCUGGAGGAGAGCAUGCCGAGCGAUGAAGCUGUAGCACAAGAGCUCAAUGGCGAAGACCAAGCGAACAAGUCAGAGGCAAAGCAGAGCAAUGGUCACACCGGGGAAGCAUCGGAUGAGAAACAUGACGACGAUAUGGAGAUUGAUGGUGACGAUGAACCAGAAGGGAAGCAGGCUGGUGACGCUGAAGCGAAUGGCUCAGAGCACAAAGACGAGAAAGCACAUGAUGACAAGGAAAAGUCCAUUCAGCAAGACUCAGCCACAUCCGAGACCGAAGAGUCGAAGCCACAAGCCAAUGGAGGGUCCAGCGGAGAUGUCGGAGGAAAUGCUGUCGAGAAGGACUCAUCCCGCGAACAGGCCAUGCCGUCGAAUAUCCUCGAGAAGGGCAUCAUCCACUUCUUCACUCGCGGCAGAGUUGGUGUCGAUGACCCGGAUAGCGUCCAGGACAUCGCACGCAGCUCUUUCGUCUUGAGGCCUUUACCACAGGGCGCCAAACUCACCGAUGGCGCAAUUCCCGACAUGAAGAACAAUCGUUUGUUCGCAUUGCCCAAGAAGGUCUGGCCGAAGAGUGGAAAGGAUCGCUUCAUGGCAUUCGUCGAGAAAGCGAAAGUCGACAUGGACACCCUCAAGAAAGAGUUCUUCUCCGGCUCCGAGUACAACACCAAGACGGCAGGAGUGAGGUCGACACCUGAGAUCACGCCUGUGGGCGAGGGAGUCUAUGCGAUGACGACUACCGGAGGCGGCCAUGGAACCACGCACCUCGUUUACAUGCUCACCAUUCCGGCAGAGAUCUCAGAGGUCCAGCGGGAUCUCGGCCUUGCAGAGAAGGGCAGCUUCGUCAUGAGUCUGAAGAAUCCCAAGUCGGGUGGACCUUCAUAUGCUCAACUCCCCGAGGUCGCCGAAUUCCCCGACGAAGUUUUCGAAGAAUUCCGGGGUCGUGGCUGGAUGCCUGCUCAGCCGAAACAUCUCGACUAUGCCAAUGCCCAGGUGCUUCUCAUCGGAGAGGACUUCGAGUCUAGUAAUAAUCUUGAGCCGGCUGCGAAGGAUGAGAAGGACGAAAAGAAGGAGACACCACAGGAGGAACUUGAAAAGCUCGAAGAGGAAGACGAGCAUCGUGUGCAUAACUUGCGCGGCGACGAUACCGUAUUUGCUGACCUAGGAAUCUCAAGCAAGGAAUACCCGAAGGUACUCACGACAUGGUGAAUACUCCAUGUCGAGUGAGUGCUGAUCAUUCGGGCGUACCUGUUUUUUUUAGUGCACGUUUGCGGCGGUUUGAAAACCCUUUCUUUCUUUUUUAAUGUACAACAGACGAUGGCUACGAAAAGCAAUGAGCCGAAAUGGCCUUAUGAAUCUGAUCAAACUUUUGGAUGAAAUUUGUCCGAUGUGGAUGGCCUUCGAGUCUCCUGCUCCUGGAGCCUGUUCCAUCAGUGUCCAUCAGAGCAAGCCGAACGUGCCGAGCCAUCCACGUGCGGCGC
Molecule: messenger RNA, 1717 nt
Organism: Dissoconium aciculare CBS 342.82
Lineage: Eukaryota; Fungi; Ascomycota; Dothideomycetes; Mycosphaerellales; Dissoconiaceae
Exons: 3
Coding region: 87-1445 (452 amino acids)
Source: RefSeq, a predicted model, not a curated record